Molecule: messenger RNA, 3104 nt
Organism: Dreissena polymorpha
Lineage: Eukaryota; Metazoa; Mollusca; Bivalvia; Myida; Dreissenidae
Exons: 5
Coding region: 172-903 (243 amino acids)
Source: RefSeq, a predicted model, not a curated record
CAUCCGAGUCCUUUAUGAUCUUGAUUCAACAAACCGUGUAUAAAUAACAGGUCACAUUGUUUUGUUGAACAUACGCCUACUUUUGGUCAUUUUAGUUGUGUACACUUGUAUUUUCUGCCCAGAGAUCGGUGCGGAUUAAACAUUUUGCAUUUUCAAGUAACACCAUCUGCCAUGUUGCUUGCACAAUACUUCACGCGAUCAAUGUGGUUUUGUGCCACACUACUAUUGACGUCGGCCUCAACGUCAUGGCUUCUCCCGCUAAAACCAGAAACAGACGUUACACAGGGAGACCUACCAGUGUGUUCCUCCUACGACAGUCUAUGCGGAUUGAACUAUCGGUACAUAACGGAUUCCGGCGAACCAGUCGAGCUUUUUAAAAGCCAAUCAAACAUCUGCAAAUGUCAGAACGGAAACACGUGCUCAGGAGACUGGUUCAACAUGUCUAACUCUAUGGUUCAGACUCUGACCACCGAAAGAGGAUUCCACCUGGAGGCAAAAAUAGAGUUCUGUGAACUGGCAUCCAAUCAGAAACCGUGCGCCUUUGGAUCUCCAGUGCUAACAACGAAAGGCCAAGGCCCGCUAUCAUUCGAGUUGGCCACACCAAUGUCGUGCCGAUGUGCCCGCCCAUUGGUUGCUCAAGCGUCCUGGGAGAAGGGAGCUUACUUUUACACGCAAUAUGGGUGUGGUCAGGCGUGGUGUACAAGGAAAUCUGCCGACGUAUGUAAAAUAGUGUCGUUGAACGCGGGCGGGACAUAUUUCGAGAGGUACUUGUGUCGGUGCCGACGAAGCGACGCCUGUGGUGGCGACCUCCCGACAGCCGAUCUGCCGACGACAAACCACACCUGCUUCUCCCGACAGGCUUCGUCGGACACAAGUCUUGCAUGGAAAUCGUUAAAACCGUAGUCAACACCUGAUGUGAUAUAAUCUGUAUACAGUGACAUUUAGUGUAAUGACUUAACUACGAGGUUUCAUGGACAAUAUAUGUGCACAGUCACACGACAAGGACCUUCUAGGUGUUAUACGGAUGUUCACAUUUUUAUACGUUGGUGCUAACAAUUCUGAUCCAUUUUAUCUACCAAUGGUUAUUAUAUGUAAAAAGCAGAUCGGGUGAGAUUUUGAAACGAUUUUAAAUGGACUAGCUUUGUUUUAAUCCACAGAUAAGUGGUAUUUAAAACAAACAUCUUACACAUAAUAGAGUAUGACGACCCAAUUAUAAAUGGACUCGCUUUUCUCGACAACCGUUAUCGCUGUCUGACUGACUUAAUGAGCGUGUCAAUAAGCUUCAAUGCACUCAUUUAAAAAUAAAUAGGUUCAAAUUAAACGUACAUUAUUUAGCUCUGGUUAUAAAUAAAAUAAAGAGUAUUGUUAAACAAAAAGGCUCUUGAGUUAUUGCACGUUACUACGCGGCAUAAUAAAUAACAAACAUGGUUUGCGGUAUUCAUAGCAUUCUUUAAAUUCGGAAGAGACACUAUUCAACAGCACCAAUCAACAUCAACUCUCAUUAUUGACAAACAUAUAUGUCUUAAAAUAUAAAAAACAACAAACAUAAAUUGUGGUACAAUAUGUGGUGCAUUUCCUCUAUCACCAAUGCAAAUAAUAACUAGCUGUAUUCAGUGCAGUAUAAAAUGUAUAUUGUAUCCAAUUUAAUAGCAAUCUACUAAAAUCAAUAACAUAUUAAACAAGAGAUAUGUUUGACAGAAACACAAUGCCCCCUAUUGCGCCGCUUUGAAGCAAUAUAUUUGACCUUUACCUUGAAGGAUGACCUUGACCUUUCACCACUCAAAAUGUGCAGCUCCAUGAGAUACACAUGCAUGCCAAAUAUCAAGUUGCUAUCUUCAAUAUUUCAAAAGUUAUUGAUUGAUUUGAUUCUAUUUGGUAAAAAUAUGAACAUUACAUAGUUACUACAUAAUGCAGACAAUAUAAAAUAUAUAAUAUUUAAUAAUAUAUAAAAUAUAAUAAUAUAAUAAUACCUAGUACAACGAUUAUGUACGCCAGACACUGACUUAAAAUUCUCACCCAUAUACUCUGGUGCAAGGCCAUUUUUAACCUUAUGUACAUGACAAAGUAUGAUCUGUUCUACUCGUUUUGAAACAGGCAGCCAACAUAAAUGUUAAAACUGUUCUUGACAAACAUGUGAUUUGUUAUCCAUAUUCAGAAAAAACCUAAUCAUCUUGUUUUGUGUAGUUUGAAGCCUAUUUUUAAGUGACUUAAAGGGGCCUUUUCACAGAUUUUGGCAUUUUUUAACUUAUUCAUUAACUGCUUUAUAUCGAUAAAUGUAAACAUUGGAUCGUAAAAGCUCCAGUAAAAAAUCAAGAAUAAAAUUAAAAAAAGGAAAAGAACAUUGCCCGGACCAGGUUUCGAACCAGUGACCCCUAGAGUCCUGCCAGAGUCCUGAAGUAAAAACGCUCUAGCCUACUGAGCUAUUCCGCCGAAUACAUAUACUAGAAGUAUUUUAUACAUUAUAUAAGCAAUCUUCGUAGUUUCACAAAAUUUAACGACAAAAACAGAACUCUCCAAAUUAUUCAAUCGUUUCGCGUUGCAACGCUUUAUAAUUUUUAGGUUUUAAAAUCGUCAAAAGAUGCAUAUAAUGGCUAUAUUAGACCAUGGUAAAUGUUCAGUAUUACUGUUUCCUCACAAAUAUCAUAACUAAAACGAAAAUUUGCGAAUCUGAAACAACUUUUUUCAAUUUUGUCAAUUUACCAAAGCGUGAAAAGAUCCCUUUAAUAAGACUUUAACCAAUGUUAGAGUUUUGGGACAGAAUGACACAGUGACAGAGUGACAGAAUGACAGACAGACCAAAAACAAUACAUCCCCGAUCAUUCGAUCCGGGGGCAUAAAAAUCACACACAAAUUAAGAUUGAGAUUAUGAAAAUAUCAGUAUCGAUAUACAAGAAACGGACAUUCUUUACCAAAUGAAUCAAAAAAGCUUAAUUAUUAUUGUAAUUUAUUAAAACCAAUUCAGUUUGUUUCGAAAUAUAUUUAGAUUUUUGUUCCAUAUACAUUUAUAUACCAGAACAUUAUGCUAUUUGAAAACGUCAAUUAUUUACCGAAUGUGUCAAACUGUGUGUACGUACAUGUAUAAGAAAUAAACAUUUAAGGCUGAA